AUGGCCCGUCUCGAGGGCUUCCUGAGGAGGCUCGAGGUGCCCUACGAAGGCGGCACGAUUCCCAACCGCUGGAUCAACAAUGAUAUCAAGCCCAUCGAGAAGGGCCGGCGAACAUGGACGUUUUGGACGUUUCACAACCUCUGGGUAUUGACCAACACGAAUAUCUCGACGUACAUGACCGGCAGCUCGCUGAUCGCUCUCGGGUUGAACUGGUGGCAAGCCAUUAUUGCCAUAGUGUUUGGGGCAAUCUUGUCGACCGUCUUUAUCGUUCUCAACAGCAUGCCGGGCGCGUUCUACCACCUCGGGUUCCCCAUCGCCAAUCGCUACGUCUGGGGCAUGUACGGCAGCUCCUUCGUCAUCUACAAUCGCAUCCUCUUGUCGCUGGUGUGGUAUGCCGUGCAGGCCUGGAUCGGCGGACAAUGUGUCUACGUCUGCCUCGAGGCGAUAUGGCCGAAUCUCGAACACCGCAUACCGAACCACCUCCACGCCACGGGGCUGACGUCGGCGUCGUUUCUCACCUACUGGAUUUUCUGCAUCAUAUCGCUGCCCCUGAUCUGGAUUCGGCCGCAUAAGCUGAAGGUGUUUUUCUACAUUGCGGUGGCGUCCAUCUUCAUCUUCGAGAUCGUGCUCUUGAUCUGGGCGUUGGCCACGAUGGAUGGAUUUGGCGACACCAUAACGGGCCACCCGCAGACGCAAGACACCUCGAUCGGCUGGGCAGUGCUGUACGGCAUCAUCAGCGCCAUCGGAGGCAUCGCGGCGGGAAUCCUGAACCAGAACGACUACGCGCGUUUCGCCCGUCGACCGGCGGAUGCCAUCUGGGGUCAAAUUGCCAGUGCCGCGACGUACUCGAUCAUCAGCUCCGUCGUGGGCAUUCUCGUCACAGCGGCCACGCAACGGCGGUACGGCGCGGCGCUGUGGAGCCUGCCCGACCUGCUGAUCGCCAUGAUGCACGCCGGGGGUUCGAGGUCUCGCGCGGCGGGGUUUUUUGGCGGUGCUGCCCUGGUCAUCUCGCAAUGGGGGAUCAAUGUCCCGGGGAAUGCCCUCUCCGGUGGGUUCGACUUUGCCGCGACUUUUCCCCGGUACAUCAACAUUCGCCGGGGCGCCUACAUCACCGCGGUGCUCUCGAUGGCCGUCAACCCGUGGCAACUGCUCGCCACGGCGUCGACGUUUCUAGCCGUGUUGUCGAGCUACGGCGUCUUCUUGGGGCCGAUGAUCGGGCUCAUGAUCUCCUCGUACUUCAUCGUGCACCGGCAAAAGAUCAAGGUGGACGAUCUCUUCCGUGGGGACCGGACCAGCGUCUACUGGUACGCGUACGGGAUUAACUGGCGGGCGCCCAUCGCGUGGGCAUGCGGCGUCUUCCCCUCGAUGCCGGGGUUUAUCAGCAACGUCAACAACGGCGUCCACGUGUCGCUGGGCUGGACGCACCUGUACUACAUUUCGUUCCUGGUGGGGUUUUCCAUCGCGGCCGUGGUCUUCGUCGCGCUGCACCAUUUCUUCCCGGCCCCGAGCGUCGAGGAUUUUGUCAGGAGCCCGGCGUCCGGCAGGCAGGUCAUGGCCGAGUACCAGGACAAAUGGGACGCCACGGGAGGAGAGGGGGCUGGCGGUGACGAUGGCAGCGACGUGCCUUCGCACAGCAUGCUGCCCAAGGACGUGCAGGACGUGGAGGGCUUUCCGAAGGAUAUCUGA
Molecule: messenger RNA, 1686 nt
Organism: Fonsecaea erecta
Lineage: Eukaryota; Fungi; Ascomycota; Eurotiomycetes; Chaetothyriales; Herpotrichiellaceae
Exons: 4
Coding region: 1-1686 (561 amino acids)
Biological process (GO): transmembrane transport; nucleobase transport
Cellular component (GO): plasma membrane
Molecular function (GO): nucleobase transmembrane transporter activity
Source: RefSeq, a predicted model, not a curated record